Aegilops tauschii subsp. strangulata is the source of this 2610-nucleotide messenger RNA. RefSeq names its product subtilisin-like protease 4. The record is from RefSeq and is a predicted model, not a curated record. Lineage: Eukaryota; Viridiplantae; Streptophyta; Magnoliopsida; Poales; Poaceae. Gene Ontology annotation, biological process: proteolysis. Gene Ontology annotation, molecular function: serine-type endopeptidase activity.
ACACCAGUGACGCAGCUGCGCGCCAGCGCCACUGCCCUCCAGCUCACAGCCAGUGCCACUGCUCCCCCAUCACUCCACUCCCCCCUCUCCCUCACGCGACGCAGGCCUCGGCUGCCACCUUGCUGUAUAAAGACGGGCUCGGCCCGAGCGAGCCGGAGCCCAUCGUCGCCGCACCCACCGGCCCCACUCCACCUCGCCGCCGCCCAUGGAGUCCCGGUGGGUCAUCGCCUUCCUCCUCCUGUCCCUGCAGCCGCUGCUCGGCGCGUCGUACCUGCGGGCGAGGAAGAACUACAUCGUGCACCUCGACCGGAGGGGCGGCCCCGUCGACUCCCUCGAGGAGUGGCACCGCUCCUUCCUCCCGCGGACGGCCGCGCCCGAAUGGGAGGUGGAGCCGGACGGCGGCGCCGAGGACCACGGCCCGCGCAUCAUUUACUCGUACAGCGACGUCUUCACCGGCUUCGCCGCGCGGCUCACGGACGAGGAGGCCGAGGCGCUGAGGGCCACGGAGGGGUGCCUCAGGCUGUACCCGGAGGUGUUCUUGCCGCUCGCCACCACCCGCUCGCCCGGCUUCCUCGGCCUCCACCUCGGGAACGAGGGCUUCUGGAGCCGCUCCGGGUUCGGCCGAGGGGUGGUGAUUGGCAUCUUGGACACGGGGAUCCUGCCCAGCCACCCUUCCUUCGGCGACGACGGCCUCGAGCCGCCGCCCAAGACCUGGAAGGGCACGUGCGAGUUCAAGGCCGUCGCCGGCGGCGGAUGCAACAACAAGAUCGUCGGGGCGCGCGCGUUCGGCAGCGCCGCCGUCAACUCGUCGGCGCCGCCGGUGGACGACGCGGGCCACGGCACGCACACGGCCAGCACGGCCGCGGGCAACUUCGUGGAGAACGCCAACGUCCGGGGCAACGCCGACGGCACGGCCUCGGGGAUGGCGCCGCACGCGCACCUGGCGAUAUACAAGGUUUGCACUCGCAGCCGCUGCUCCAUCAUGGACAUCAUCGCUGGGCUGGACGCCGCCGUCAAGGACGGCGUCGACGUGCUGUCCUUCUCCAUCGGCGCGCAGUCCGGGACGCAGUUCAACUACGACCCCAUCGCCAUCGCGGCGUUCCAGGCCAUGGAGCGCGGCAUCUUCGUCAGCUGCGCGGCGGGGAACGCGGGCCCGGACCCGGGCUCCGUCGGCAACGGGGCGCCUUGGAUGCUCACCGUCGCGGCCGGCACCAUGGACCGCGCGAUACGCACCACCGUGAGGCUCGGCAACGGCGAGGAGUUCGACGGCGAGUCCCUGUUCCAGCCGGGCAACAACUCCGCCGCGAAGCCGCUUCCGCUCGUGUACCCCGGCGCCGACGGCUCCGAGACAAGCCGCGAUUGCAGCGUGCUGCGCGGAGCCGAGGUGAGCGACAAGGUGGUGCUCUGCGAGAGCAGAGGCCUAAACGGCCGCAUCGAGGCUGGCCAGACCGUGUCCGCGUACGGCGGCGUGGGCAUGAUCGUCAUGAACAGAGCAGCCGAAGGGUACACUACCUUCGCCGACCCGCAUGUCCUCCCUGCGUCGCACCUGAGCUACGAUGCCGGGACCAAGAUCGCGGCCUACAUUAACUCCACGGCCAACCCGACGGCGAGCAUCGCGUUCAAGGGCACAGUCAUGGGCGCGCUGCCGGCGCCGGCCGUUACUUUCUUCUCGUCCCGAGGUCCGAGCAAGGCCAGCCCGGGCAUCCUGAAGCCGGACAUCACGGGGCCGGGCAUGAACAUACUCGCGGCGUGGGCGCCGAGCGAGUCGCACACGGAGUUCUCCGACGGGGGCGUCGGUCUCUCUUUCUUCGUGGAGUCUGGCACGUCCAUGUCGACGCCGCACCUGAGCGGCAUCGCCGCACUCAUCAAGAGCCUGCACCCGGACUGGUCACCGGCGGCGAUCAAAUCGGCGAUCAUGACGACGUCGGACGCAGUGGACCGCACCGGCGUGCCCCUCAAGGACGAGCAGUACCGCCACGCCACCUUCUACGCCAUGGGCGCGGGCUACGUCAACCCCGCGCUCGCCUUCGACCCGGGCCUAGUCUACGACCUCCACGCCGACGACUACCUCCCCUACCUCUGCGGCCUCGGCCUCGGCGACGAGGGCGUCACCGAGAUCGCCCACCGCCCGGUCACCUGCGCCAACCUCAAGGCCACCACCGAGGCAGAGCUGAACUACCCGUCCCUCAUCGUCAACCUGCUGGCCCAGCCGAUCACGGUCAACCGCACGGUGACCAACGUCGGGAAGCCGAACUCCGUGUACACCGCCGUGGUGGACAUGCCCAGAGACGUGUCGGUGACGGUGCAGCCGCCGAUGCUGCGGUUCGCGGAGGCCAAGGAGAAGCAGAGCUUCACGGUGACGGUGCGGUGGGCGGGGCAGCCGAGCGUCGCCGGCGCCGAGGGCAACCUGAAGUGGGUCUCCGACGAUCACAUCGUGCGGAGCCCCAUUGUGGUUCCACCCAAGGCCGCGUAGUAAUUCUGCGACCGGCAGCAUGUAUAGCUCUAGCAUCGGUAGGCUGCUGCGCUUCCAUGGUUUUGCGCAGGUUGCAUGCAAACUGGAGCGGUUUUGUUCUGUAAAUAGCGCGAAUCAAUAAAAAUGUGUCUCCAGAA